UGGUAAGGUGUAUAAAAAUGAAAAUAAAAUGUGAAUAGAAGCAGUUAGUGUGUAUUGAACUUUUAACUGCAAUGGGUUUCCUAGGCAUACGUUUGUCGCGUCAACCCAUUCAGGGCAAAGGCAAACUUGUUCAUGGCUUGCUUAUUAUGCUCAUAAUUAUGUUGACCUUGUUUGGACUAUUCUCCAAUCGGUUUACGUUGCGUGGACGACAGCGUUAUGUCUUUUCGAAGAAGAUUUUUGCAUAUUCCAUAAUGGUGACCACGAUAUUUAUGAGCAUCUACGUACGACAGAUAUAUCAGGAUUACAUAAAUUCACAGCUUAAUCUGCGCGAUGCUGUCAAAUUAUACAGCUAUAUGAACAUCACGGUGGCAACUAUUAACUUUUUUACCCAAAUGAUAAUGAGCAAAACGGCUGGUAAAAUGAUGAGCACAGUUCCCUUAUUCAAGACAUUGAACGAAUUGCACAUUGAUAGUGGAGCAAUAAGGAAAUCUGUAAUGUUGGCACUAAUCAAAGUACUUGGAUUUCCGCUAGUUAUGGAGUUUGCUUUGGUCAUGCAACAGAGGCGAAAUGAGCCGGAUGUCUAUUGGACCUGGACGCUGCACAAGUUGUUUCCAAUGAUUAUAUCAAAUUUUUUAAACAAUUGUUAUUUCGGUGCCAUGAUCAUAGCUACGAACAUUGCAGAGGCCGUCAAUGAGAGGCUUAAAGCGGUUGUAGACCAGGUGAAUUUUAUGCAACAAGCGCUAAAUAGACAACUUCAGUCGAAAUACUAUCGUAUACAGAGAUAUUGCACAUUAGCGGAUGAGCUUGAUGAUCUGGCAAUUAAAUAUAAAAUAAUUUGCGUAAAAAGUACAGAGUAUAUGGCCCUGAUGUCACUCUCAAUAAUUCUAUCAUUGAUUUGCCACCUUCUGGGUAUUACAGUUGGGGUCUUUAAUCAAUAUUAUGGCAUAGCCGAGUCCAUCAUUGUUGGCAAGCAGUUCGAUGGAUUUGGUGCACUCAUCAAUUUAGUGUUUCUGACCAUAUCAAUUUUGGAAAUAGGCUUACUGACUUAUGUGAGCAAUGAUAUAUUAAAUGUAAUUCGAACUACGGGCAGCUCUCUGCAAGAAAUCAAUCUACAAAAUGCUGAUUGGCGUUUUCGUCAAAGUGUUCACGCAUUUGCCCUGCAAGUUAAUACAAUCAAAUACAGAAUCAAGCCAAUGGGAUUGUUCGAAAUUGAUAUUUCGCUUAUAACAAGUGUACUUUCUGCGGUAGCCAGUUUUUCACUCAUACUGGUCCAAUCCGAUCUCUCCCAGCGUUUUAAGUAG
Molecule: messenger RNA, 1301 nt
Organism: Drosophila hydei
Lineage: Eukaryota; Metazoa; Arthropoda; Insecta; Diptera; Drosophilidae
Gene: Gr94a
Product: putative gustatory receptor 94a
Exons: 1
Coding region: 72-1301 (409 amino acids)
Biological process (GO): sensory perception of taste
Cellular component (GO): membrane; neuronal cell body; dendrite
Molecular function (GO): sweet taste receptor activity
Source: RefSeq, a predicted model, not a curated record